Messenger RNA from Helicoverpa armigera (cotton bollworm), 607 nucleotides. RefSeq lists its product as uncharacterized. Bases 31 to 525 code for a protein of 164 amino acids. The transcript has 5 exons. The record is from RefSeq and is a predicted model, not a curated record. Lineage: Eukaryota; Metazoa; Arthropoda; Insecta; Lepidoptera; Noctuidae. Gene Ontology annotation, molecular function: odorant binding.
GUGUAGUUGUCCUCAGUGUCAGUGUGAACAAUGUUUAAAGCGUACGGCGUUGUGAUAUUGAGCUUUGUAAUUGUUAGAAUAUCGGCAGGCUUGGAUACCGAAAAAUGCCAAGACUAUGGUCAACAUCUAUUGGAUUGUUGCAAGAAAGAGUUUCCAUCAAACAGAUUUCCGAUACCAGAUGAUAUAUCAGAGUGCCGUCAUAUGAAUCUUUCAAUGUGCGAAGAAGACAUGUGUGAAGGUAAAAAAAUGGGUUUUAUUACCGAUGAUGGUAAGCUAGACACAGUCAAAGUGGUACACGUCAUGUUCAAAAAAGUUGAAGAUGACCCAAGUUUAAUGGAAGAUGUCACAUCAAAAUGUAUCAAUGGUGAUUUCAGAAUUUACGCAACCGAUAGAGAAUGUGAUUCCAUUAAAUUUGUUCGUUGCGUUUCAAUGCAAUGGGUGAAACGCUGUACGGACUGGGAUGACAGUUCUAAAUGUCAACAAUUUAAGGGAUUAGUUCAAGAAUGUGUGAAUUUCUUUCCAUGAAUUUUAUUUAUCAAUAUUAAUAUUAAUAAAAAGGAGCAAAACAUGCAUAUUAUUAUGAUUAAACUAAACUGGAGCAGCCAAA